AUGACCCUCCCAAUAGAUGGAGUGACAACGUCAAUUGCAGAGAGUCAGUGUAUGCAGCUGAUUUUCGCCGCCAUCUUGGCAUUUGCCUCCGCCAAACCUUUGGUAUAUACCGCGCCCAUCGCAGCAGCGUACACCGCGCCGGUUGCCGCUGCGUACACCGCGCCGGUGGCUUACUCUGCGUACAGCGCGUACUCCCCGCUUAUUAUCGCCCUCGUGGCAGUUUUGGGCUUUGCCGUAGCUCAGCCAAUAGCAUUAGCUUACUCUGCACCGUUGACUUACUCCGCACCGAUCGCCUAUUCCGGAUUAAGUGCUCCCAUCGCUUACCCCGCUCCCUUGGCGUACUCUGGAAUCGCACUCGGAGCAUACGGAGAUUAUCCAUUUUUAUUCAAGAAACGCUAA
Molecule: messenger RNA, 399 nt
Organism: Galleria mellonella (greater wax moth)
Lineage: Eukaryota; Metazoa; Arthropoda; Insecta; Lepidoptera; Pyralidae
Product: cuticle protein 12.5-like
Exons: 3
Coding region: 1-399 (132 amino acids)
Source: RefSeq, a predicted model, not a curated record